CGGCAUAGACGGAUAUUAGUGCUUCUAAUGAAAACAAAUCAAAACAUUUAAUUUUAUGUCAAAGUUUCUAUAAUAAAGUAAUAAUGACAAAAGUUCUGAAUAAGCUUAAAUGAUAUUUGAUAGUUUUUCGUGCUACUUCCCUGUGACAUAAACUUCCAUGAAUAAAUUUCUAAAUUUAUCAAUGACAUAAUCAGAUAAUUUGCUAUUUCAUUUGACACCUAGGCCUACUUCAAUUACUUGAUUGUAUCUCAUUUCAAGUCAAGAAUUUGUAUGAUUUAAAUAUUUUUCUUGAAGAAAUAAACAUUAAGUAUGGAUUUGUUUAUGAAGCUGGUCAUCAUAUACUGUAUAAGGGCAUUGUGUAUAAUUGUAUUCAUGAUGACUUUAUCAUGGAAGGCUAUGGUGUAUUUCACAAUAUUUUUAGUGUCACUUUAUUUCCUACCACUGUUUCCACGUAAAUCUUCCAGUAGUGAAAGAAAACCAGCGAAAACAAAAGACAUCAUAGCUGAACUGUAUCCUAAAACAGAAGAGGCUGUGUUGGCAAAACAGGUGUCUGAUGCUAUUGUUACUCUUGUGUCAUAUGACGUUGAAGAUACCCCUAGUCUUCAAGGAUUUGAGACAAUAAAACAGAAUUCAAACUGUGUUUUUGCAAGGAAAGCCAAAAUAUGGGGCUCACCAGCAUGGAAUUACGAUCUUAAUUUAGAUGGAAACAUAUUUAGGAUACUACCAAUGUUGGUUAAAUUCACCAUUGUGUGUACUAAUGAGAGACUAGAUGCUUUUCUGAUAGAGUUGCCAGGCCACAUGUAUGGUGAUUCUUUACAGGAAUUUGGUGAUGGUAUUUAUAAAGUGCUGAAAAUACUGUCUGACAAUGACCCAGCAGAUGCACAUUGUAUUGACAAGCCGUACAUAGACAAAAGGGGAUGGGUGUUCGAGUUUAACAAGGUCACGUUUUUCAUAACAACAUUUGCUCCGUUCUACCCUGAGAGUCAUCCUCGAUAUUCUUUCGGUGCUAAAAAUUGUUACAUUCUUCUGCAACCGGAAUUAUCUUUCGCUUUUCAUGAUCUACCUCCAGACACACCGGAAACAAACUGGGACCGACCAAAAACUGUACGCGAUAAGAUACGUGUUGCGUUUAAAGAAGCAGGAAGGUCAUACUAUAUACCAGAUUCUAUUUAUAGCCCUAUGGUUCAUGAAAUUCUUAGACCUAUCUGUGAUCAAGAUUCAUAUUAUGAAUGGUGGAGAAAUGGGAAAAAGAGUCAGUAAAGAAAUGAAAUUUUAGACUUAAUAUUUAAUGAAAAUCCUAUGUGAUCAUAUUUUGUUGCAAGAAAAAACCGUCUUCAUUUGUUGGAAUUUUUGCCAUUCCAACAAUUGUCAAGUUGAACACUGUCAUUAAUUUUUCUAAGCUGUUUUCCAACAAGCAACGUGAUGGCGUGUUAUACGGCAUAAUUACUGAAACAGGUGUGAAGACUGUAGUGCAUUGAGACAUAGCAUAAUUUAUAGUUUAUGUUAGAAAUAUGUUACACCAAGGCUGUCGUUGACGGUCCGGUCUUAGCCGGACCAAUAUUUUGGCAAAAAAUGUCUGGUCCUUAGCGGGGAAAAACAACAAAAUAACAAAAAAAACAAUCGAAACAUGCGUCGCUGAUUAGCAGUUUGACACUUAUCUGGCCCCUUAUGCAAGGCGUAGUGAUAAAUGUACAAACAUGAAACUAAACAACUGGACACUGUUAAUUGACCAGGUACAUGUAGAUGUACUACGAAGUCAAGUGUGAAGUUAUCUUAAUUGAAGGCAUUAAUUGAUAUCAAUGUGGCUUCGGACAGUUUACUAUUUAUAUGUAUGUAUAUUCAAAAUAUAACAUCACAAUUCUAUAAAUUUUUCUGCUAUUCACAAACAAGUAUUUUAAUACAAAGAGUUUAAAAUGUUAAGAUAUCAUGACGUUUGACACAGUUUCAUUGGAAUCAAUUCAACUAAAAUUAUUUUUGUUUCCAAAAUGAAUGAAGGCGAUGUGUUUGUUGAAAAUUCACAUGAAAUCAGACUCUGAUCAAUUGAUAAUGAAGAUUAAACCAUUGAAGAUUAAACACAAUCUGCUUACUAUAACUGUUCUUGUAUGUAAUAUUUCUUAUUAUUUAUUUAUUUAUUAUUAUCAGAUAAGAUACAACUAAAGAAUUAUAACAACAUCAA
This is a messenger RNA of Ruditapes philippinarum (Manila clam), 2176 nucleotides long. RefSeq lists its product as uncharacterized. The transcript has 5 exons. The record is from RefSeq and is a predicted model, not a curated record. NCBI's taxonomy places the organism in Eukaryota, Metazoa, Mollusca, Bivalvia, Venerida, Veneridae. The coding region runs from base 310 to 1260 and encodes 316 amino acids.